AUGAUAGAACAACCUGAAUCAUCAUCAAUACCGAUUAUAACUCCUGAUGAAACAGAAGCCGUGGCAACACCGAGUAUUACUUUUGAUGAAUCUCAGGCCAUGACAACACCUGUUUUAACUCUCGAUGAAAUGCACACUGUAACAACAUCAAACAUUAAUGACAUUUCAAUGAGAAAAAAGUCAAAGCAACAUGAAAAUGAAACUUUAAGUAAUAACAAUGCUCAAGCAUUAGGUAAUAAUGAUAUCGGCUUGUUUGUUAAUAAAAGUUGCAUAUCAACUAAUGAAAUCUAUGCUGUAUUGAUCGAUCCAUGGAAACCAUCUACUCAAUACGAAUUUCCUCAAGUUAACAUGAAUCAAAAGGUGCGGUCGGUUUGUCAACAUUCUUGGUUAUUAUCAUAUCCGUGGCUUGGUUAUUUUCAUACCCUUGAAGGUGUUUUAUGCCGCUAUUGCAUUUUGUUUCAAAGAAAAUGGUCUGCAAAGGAUCCAGGUAAAAACGCUCUUGGACAGCUCGUUGUUAAACCAUUAACUUCAUUAAAUAAAGCUCAUGAUUAUUUUCGAUCUCAUGAAAAAACUGAUUAUCAUUUGUUUUCCAAAGAACAAGCUAAACUGUUUAUUAUAAGUUAUACAGAUCCAAGCAAAUCUAUUGAUCGUAUAUUAGAUAAUGAAUAUCAACAACAAGAAGCUAUGAACAGAAAAAUUUUAGCGAGUAUUAUUAAGUGUAUUCUUUUUAUUGGCAAACAAAAUUUAGCAUUCAGAGGUCAUGAUGACGAUGGCAUUGAUUAUAAAUCAACGGAGGGUUUAGGAAAUUUUAAAGAAUUAAUUCUUUUCCGUGUGGAAAGUGGCAAUAUGGUAUUAAAUGAUCAUUUGACAACGUGCGCCAAAAAUGCAAUGUAUAUGAGUCCCAAAAUUCAAAACGAGCUAAUUGGCAUUUGUGCUGAUAUGAUUAGAGCACAAAUUGUUAACCGUAUCAUUGAAGAAAAAACUUUUUUUUCCGUUAUAGUCGAUGCCACUUCAGAGAUCACUGGAACCGAACAAAUGUCAUUAUCAGUUCGUUAUUUAUGUCAUGCUGGUGAUCAAAUAGCUAUCAAAGAAGAUUUUAUUGGCUUCAUUUCAAUCACUGAUAAUUCAGCAAAAGGUCUAUCUGAACAUAUAAUUUCUUUUUUACAAUCAGUUGGUCUUGAUUUAGCAUAUUUACGAGGUCAAGAAUAUAACGGUUGUACUGUCAUGUCCGGCGACAUUAGUGGUGUUCAAAAACUUAUUUUAGACAUUGCACCAAAAGCACUCUAUGUCCAUUGCGCUAGUCACUCAUUAGAUCUGGCCAUAUGUGAUGCAUGUGAUGAUCGAUAUAUACAAUUAUUUUUUGGUACACUUAAAGCUAUUAUAAAAUUUAUUAGUAAAUCACCAAAAAAACAAAAACUUUUAAAAAAUGCGAUAGAAGCUACACACAGUGACAUGAAACGAAAAAAAUUGGCCAAAUUAAUUGAACAUCAAUACAUGGUGGAAAACGCCGAUUCAGAUACAAGCGCAAAAUCUCAUGCUUAUUUAAAAUCAAUAAAGGAUUUAGAUUUCGUUGUAUGUUUAUUUGUUGUCUCACGUGUAUUUGCAAUCUUAAAGCCUUAUACAGAAAUGCUCCAAAGUAAAAACUGUGAUUUAACUCAAUGUUAUAAUAAUAUUCAAGAAGUCGCUCUUCAUCUUGUUGAAUUAAAAUACGAUGAAAAGAAAAUCAACGAACUUGCUAAUGAUUUGAAGAUCUUUUCACAUGAUAAUGAUAUUACGUUUGAAAUUUCAAGAACUAACAAGUUUAAAACUGCUAUUGAUUAUUUAAGAGAGCACCCAUGA
This is a messenger RNA of Rotaria sp. Silwood1, 1839 nucleotides long. The record is from the annotation of a GenBank genome assembly. Lineage: Eukaryota; Metazoa; Rotifera; Eurotatoria; Philodinida; Philodinidae.